Messenger RNA from Drosophila takahashii, 1342 nucleotides. RefSeq names its product serine protease inhibitor 77Ba-like. Gene Ontology annotation, molecular function: serine-type endopeptidase inhibitor activity. NCBI's taxonomy places the organism in Eukaryota, Metazoa, Arthropoda, Insecta, Diptera, Drosophilidae. The record is from RefSeq and is a predicted model, not a curated record.
CAGGUAUAGAGAACUGUCGAUUGUCAAUAGGGAUAAUCCUAAACUAAAGAGUUAUUUAAAGAAGAAGAAAAUGAUGUUUGGACUUCCACUGAUAUUAAGCGUUAUGGUCCUUCUAAUGGCGCAGGAGAAAUAUGCCCAGUCAAUAUCCCAGGGUGUCGAGGAAUUUUCCCUUACUCUCCUACAGCACGUAUCGAUCGAAACGGAAAGGGAGAACAGGAACUUCAUGAUAUCGCCCUUCUCCGUUUGGUCACUCCUGGUGCUGCUCCUGGAAGGAUCGGAUGGAGAAACGCUUUACCAGCUAUAUCAGACCCUAAGGAUAAAUAUUGGUAAUGUGCGAGAACUGCGCCAGUUCUAUAGUGAAAGAAACCAGCUCCUAAAUACCAAAACAUCCGAAGUCGAGGUGGCCACCCUGCACGCAAUUUUAACGGACCAUCGUUUACCCAUUGAGCACAAUUACAAGAACGUCAUGAUGACAACCUACAAAGUGCAACCUGUUGAAGUAGAUUUCAGUGACCCAGCUACGGCGCUGAAGAUCAACGAGCUUGUACGUCGCUUCAGCCGAGGUCUUAUUCCUUAUACAAUUCUUCCAAACGACAUUUAUGGAGCCAAAAUGUUUCUGCUCUCCGCCCUCUUCUUCAAGGGCCAGUGGAAGUUCCCCUUUAACAAGACUCUGACGAGAGAGGAGCCCUUCUUCAGCGAGAGCGGCGAGGUGAUCGGCAAAAUACCCAUGAUGGUGCAGGAAGCGAACUUCGCCUACGUCUCCAACAUCGAGGGUCUGGAUGGCUACGUCCUGGAGCUGCCCUACGGCACCCAGGACCGACUGGCGAUGCUCGUGGUGCUGCCCAAGCGGGGAUUCAAGUUGAGCACCGUGGCCAACAAUCUGAAGACUCUGGGACUGCGACCUAUUCUUCAGAAGCUAGCGGCCUUCAGGAACAGGGACACCGAGGACAACGAAGUGGAGGUCAUGAUGCCCAAGUUCAUAACUACCACGGACUUUACACUCAAGGGAACGCUAAUCAAGAUGGGCAUUCGGGAUCUGUUCGAUGAUAGUACCGCUAACCUGAGCCGCAUUUCCUCCGGAUUAUUCGCCAAUCUGAUCGUCCACUCCACCAAGAUCAUCGUGGAUGAGCAGGGAACCACGGCGGCAGCUGUCACAGAGGCUUCGCUGGUCAACAAGGCCACCCCUCCCAAGUUCCAGCUGAACAGGCCCUUUCAGUACAUGAUCGUGGAGAAGGCCACCGGCCUGAUGCUCUUCGCCGGCCAAUUUCGGAACCCCAAGGUGGUUUAGAGAUCUGAGCCUGACUUUACUCACAUACCACAAUAAAAACAAGAGAGAACGCUA